Lotus japonicus is the source of this 3101-nucleotide messenger RNA. RefSeq names its product protein MALE DISCOVERER 2-like. The record is from RefSeq and is a predicted model, not a curated record. The transcript is spliced from 14 exons. The coding region runs from base 619 to 2736 and encodes 705 amino acids. NCBI's taxonomy places the organism in Eukaryota, Viridiplantae, Streptophyta, Magnoliopsida, Fabales, Fabaceae. Gene Ontology annotation, biological process: protein phosphorylation. Gene Ontology annotation, molecular function: protein binding; ATP binding; protein kinase activity.
AAACAACCCAACAUUCUGAGACAGAGAGAGGAAGAGAGAGAGAGGGGAAGGGGAAAGAGAAAGGAAAAAACAGAGAGAAAAAGAGACCUGAAUCUGAUGAAGAUGAUCGAAGGGAGAUUCCUCUAAGAUCAUCCUGAAAAAGGCAGCAAUUCACGUAAAGAAUAAAAGGCUUCAAAGAAAUUAUACCAAACAGUUUCUUUCUUUGAACAUUUUGCUGCUUUUUUCUGAUUCCGGGUCUCAAUUUUUACCCCUUCCCCCAUUGCAUCAUCAUCAUCAUCAUCAUCAUCAUUGCCCAUUGUUGAUUGUUACAGUUUCAACAAAAGGACCAUUUGCAUGCUCCCCCACAUUGCUGGGAAUCAUUUGACAGGAAGAUAUUGAGCUUAGUUAUGUCUUUGUGGAGCAAAAGGUUGUAAUGAAGAGAUUAAAUUAUACAAAAAUGAGGGACCCUAAUGUGAUCUUUGGACCUAAGAGCUACAAAUAUUUUUGCUUUCCACUGUAGCAUCCAAGUUUAGCCUCGGUUGUGCAUUUCUGCAGCUGCUAAAGACAUAUCAUACUGAUACAGCUUAAAGAGAUAUAGAUUGUCUCUAACAAGGUGACACUCACUGCCUUCAAACUACUAUGGAAAGUAAGUGGGAUCCGUUUGGAAUAUGGCUCAGAGUUUAUGUUGGAUUGAUUUCUCUGUCAGGAAUUCGACAGUGUUGGUCUCUGAAUGAUGAAGGAUUGGCUUUGUUGGAAUUUCGGUCAAGGAUAACUUCUGAUCCUUAUGGUGCUCUGGCAAAUUGGAAUCCAAAUGAUUGCAACCCUUGCAAGUGGUUGGGUGUUCUUUGUGUUGAUGGUAAAGUGCAAAUGCUAGACUUAACUGGGCUAUCAUUGGAAGGAACAUUGACUCCUCAUCUUGGGAAACUUAAUCACCUAAAAUAUCUUGUGUUAUGCAAGAACAAUUUUGUGGGCAACAUUCCCAAAGAACUUGGAGACCUGGACAAGCUUGAGCUAUUGGAUUUAAGGGAAAAUAACUUGACUGGAAGUGUCCCUGGAGAAAUCAGAAGGAAAAUAUUGUUGAAACAAUUGUUGGUUCGUAACAAUAAAAUUGAAGGCAGUGUUCCCCAAGAACCCGGAAAUAUCAGAUUGCCCUCCAAAUCUCUAUUUGUUGACAAUUAUUCAUCACCUCUAGCAAGUUUAUUUCUCCGCAAGAAUCGAAAGUUUGCUCACUAUGUGUGGUAUAGUGGUUUCAAGCAAUGGAACAAGAUAGAUUCAUUGGCUAUUCCAAUUAAAGGAGCAGUUAUAAAAUACCUCAACGCCUUGGCACUGCCACUGUUCAAGCGAGGACAGGCUACAUAUGAAGAGAAUUUGUAUGACAAUCUGCCUAGUUCUGAAAAGUCAGAGAUUGUCCCCAACAUAUCAAAUCUAGUCAAUUCUGCACGUCGUAAGUUACUCGACCAGUCCAGUAACCUUGCUGCUGCACCUUAUACCGGUGGGCCUGCAGUACCGAUAAGUGCUGUUCCAGUUACCCUGAGUAGUGGAGCUUUCCCAGCUGUGCCAGAUGCCAGUAAGAAACAAAUUGAGUCACCUGCAUCACUGCCUCCACCUUCUCAUUCUCCACAUGAUACUUUUAAUCAGAGAAGUCAACAAAAUUCAGCUAAUGGUGCACCAGGAGAGUUAUGGAAGUAUAUUAUUAUUAUCUCUGGUGUGUUAUUGUUAAUCAUUGUUAUUGUGGUCAUACUUUGCGUUUGGAGAAAACGAGCAAAAGUAAUAAAGCCUUGGAAGACAGGAAUCAGUGGGCAGCUGCAGAAAGCGUUUGUAACAGGGGUUCCCAAGUUGAACCGAGCUGAGUUGGAGACAGCCUGCGAAGAUUUCAGCAAUAUCAUUAAUAGUUCUGAUGAAUAUACCAUAUACAAAGGAACACUUUCCAGUGGAGUAGAGAUUGCUGUUGAUUCUACUACCGUUACUUCUUCACAGGAUUGGUCAAAGAACAUGGAGAAGGCCUAUCGGAAAAAGAUUGCUACUCUGUCACGUGUUAACCAUAAGAACUUUAUCAAUCUUAUUGGGUACUGUGACGAAGAAGAACCAUUCACGAGGAUGAUGGUGUUUGAGUAUGCUCCAAAUGGAAGCUUAUUUGAGCACCUUCAUGUCAAGGAAGUUGAGCAUCUUGAUUGGACUGCAAGAAUGAGGAUUAUUAUGGGCAUGGCUUAUUGUCUUCAGUACAUGCAUCAUGAUCUGAAUCCACCAGUAUCUCAUUCAAACCUUAAUGCAGUUUCUGUAUUAUUAACUGAUGACUUUGCUGCCAAGAUUUCAGAGAUCAGUUUCAGCACUGAUUUAUUAUCACCAGUCAACACACCUGAGGACGAAUCAAAGAAAUCCGAGCUGCCGCCCCAAUCCGAUCCUGAUACCGAUGUCUAUAACUUCGGAACACUGUUACUUGAAAUCAUUUCUGCAAAACUACCUUACUCUGAAGAACAAGGCCACCUAGUGAAAUGGGCUGCUGAGUACCUGAAUGAUAAGAGAAGCAUCGGCUAUCUAAUUGAUCCAACACUGCAGUCCUUCAAAGACAAUGAACUUGAUGUCAUCUGUGAGGUGAUCCAAGAUUGUCUUCAACCUGACCCAAGGUUAAGACCAACAAUGAAGGACAUAACUUCCAAAUUGAGGGAAGUGCUUUGUAUAUCACCUGAGCAAGCAGUUCCAAGGCUUUCUCCACUCUGGUGGGCUGAACUGGAGAUCCUUUCAGGGGAAGCCACUUAAGUUCUAUGUGACUCUUCUUUUAUGUGUUGUAACUUGUAAGUCAAGCCUCUCUCUAACAUAUGUCAAGGUGGCAGAGUAUUAUAUCUUUCUGAUAAUGCUGUGUGGUAUUUGCUACUCAAAUUCUUUACUUCUUUGAUUCUAUUUGUUCUUUUGUGUGAUUAAUACCAUAGGUAUUCUUGUCCCAGUGGAAGAUUGUUAUCAUUUUGCAAGUUGGGGUGUAUUGUAAAUUGUACUUUUGUUGAUGAUGCUUGGGAUGUAAAAUAUCUUCACAUAUUAUUAUUACUGCUAUACUUGUCCCAUAUAACAUGCAACUUAUAUACAGGUCUAUUCAAUUAUCAAUGAAACUAGACAAUCUAUUGUGUUUU